AUGUCCUCUGCCGACGCUGCUCAGAUGGAGCAUACCUCAAUGGCCGAUGUUGCGCGCAAUAGAAAUAUUCAGAGCCAUGUCUCUUCUCAUACCCUCAGCAAGUCGCCAAAGGAGCCUCCUGUGUGUCCUACCGACCAGGAAGCAGUAGCACCAAAGGCACAAAUGAACAGUUUCGAAUAUGUCUGGAAAUCUGGAGUUGCGGGUGGUUUAGCCGGCUGCGCUGGCAAAACUGUCGUCGCACCAUUGGACCGAGUGAAGAUCCUCUUCCAAGCCAGCAAUCCACGAUUCGCAAAAUAUACAGGAUCAUGGGUUGGUGUCGCAAGCGCUAUGAAGGACAUCCAUAGAUAUGAAGGCAUCACUGGACUUUACCGUGGACACUCAGCGACUUUACUACGAAUCUUUCCUUACGCCGGUAUCAAAUUCCUCGCAUACGAACAAAUACGAGCCAUUAUUAUCCCCGAUAAACACCAUGAGACACCAAUGAGAAGACUGCUCAGUGGAAGUUUGGCUGGUGUCACCUCCGUCUUUUUCACGUAUCCUUUAGAAGUUAUGAGAGUACGACUUGCUUUCGAGACUAAACGUGACGGCCACUCUUCUUUGUCAUCAAUAUGUCGUCAGAUUUACAACGAGCAACCCGUUCAGAAAACAACCCCGACUCGGCUCCCCAAUGCGCCUGCGACGGUGACUGCUGCAGCAGAAGCGACAGCAGCGACAGUUGGGGCCAUUGCUCCUCAAACAGGACUUAUCAACUUUUACCGAGGUUUCGCUCCCACUGUCAUGGGCAUGCUUCCAUAUGCGGGCAUGUCUUUCUUAACUCACGAUACUGUUGGUGAUAUCCUCCGAUCGCCACGGUUUGCGAAGCACACGACACUACCGAAGAAGGCAAACCACCCUGAAGGAAAACCAGCCCCUCUACGAUCAUGGGCGGAGCUCACUGCUGGUGGAAUCGCCGGUUUGAUCUCUCAAACGGCAUCAUACCCUCUUGAAGUCAUUCGACGACGGAUGCAAGUUGGCGGUGCCGUUGGCGACGGCCGUCGACUGAGGAUAGGAGAAACCGCUGGUAUGAUCUUCCGAGAGAGGGGUAUUCCCGGGUUCUUUGUUGGCCUCACCAUUGGAUACGUCAAGGUGUUCCCAAUGGCGGCGGUCGCAUUCUACACGUAUGAGCGCAUGAAGCUUGUCUUUGGCAUAUAG
This is a messenger RNA of Fusarium mangiferae, 1191 nucleotides long. RefSeq names its product putative coenzyme A transporter. Bases 1 to 1191 code for a protein of 396 amino acids. Gene Ontology annotation, biological process: transmembrane transport. The record is from RefSeq and is a predicted model, not a curated record. Lineage: Eukaryota; Fungi; Ascomycota; Sordariomycetes; Hypocreales; Nectriaceae. The transcript has 2 exons.